This is a messenger RNA of Phanerochaete carnosa HHB-10118-sp, 948 nucleotides long. RefSeq lists its product as uncharacterized. The transcript is spliced from 5 exons. Bases 1 to 948 code for a protein of 315 amino acids. The record is from RefSeq and is a predicted model, not a curated record. NCBI's taxonomy places the organism in Eukaryota, Fungi, Basidiomycota, Agaricomycetes, Polyporales, Phanerochaetaceae.
AUGAUUAUUCUCGAUGAAGACCAGGAGCAGUUCCCCAAGAUCGCUAGCCCCCCGCCCGCUCACCCAGUGGCUAGGCGGCCUGGGACCCCGACACCGUCGCUUCCAGACUACGAGACCUCACAGGAGCACGAGAAUCUGAAAACGCCCUUCCAUGUAAAGCCCAGGUCGAGGAGGUGGAGGUGGUUCAUAUACGGCCUUGUCGCGUAUUUUGUGGUGACCGUAGCCAUCGGCGUGCCCCUGAUCGUAGUGAAAACACGACAUGAUAGUGAAAGCUACAAAACCCCAAACGUACUCUACCCCUCGCCGCCGCAGUUGGGCAGUAAUUCAUCAACAGGGUUCAAUCUGGGAGCGACGCCGGUUCCUGUCGACUCGGCGACGCAAUGCAACUCGUGGGACUUUAAGGAUCAGUGGCAGGAUGGAGUCUUACAAGCCCACUUGGAGUACUAUCUACCGGUGACGCCGACGAUUUUUGUGCAGUCGAACGUUUCGUGUGUGCCGUCUCUAGUGGGGCCCGUUACGGGUUCACUCACUGUGGGCAUCAAUCCCAACUCUACCAAUCCGCGGGCUACCGUGGAUGUCCUCAUGUCGUAUACUGGGACAGAUAUUCGAGAGCAGACAAGUGUCUGCCUCAUGAAUCUCGCCGGGUCUGAUGGGCUGUAUAUUUAUGUCCCUUCCAACCUCACAGCACCGGACCAUCUGGACUUUAACAUCACGUUCCUCUUCCCCAAUACCUCGACACCGCAGUAUAUUGCGAACUUCCUCACCUCCUUGCCUUACUUCUCACAACACAUCGAAGCAUUGAGUCCUCGUAUCACGUUCGGCAAUGCGGCGCUGAUCGGAAUGAGCUCUAAUAUCACGAUUGCAAAUAUGCAGGCCGAGGCCCUGCUGAUCCGGAGCCCAUACUCAGACAUUGACGGCAUGUUCAAUAUCACAGGAGACUCCUCAUGA